AUGGCGGACCAGCAGAGUAAUCGGCCUCAUCGGCCCAAGAAAGAAAAGAAGCCGCAUACGGGAGAUAGAAAUCCCAAGGCAUUUGCAUUUGCUGCGCCGGGCAGACUGAAGAAGCAGGCUGCACGAUCUUCAGAAGUCAAAGAAAAGCGCCUCCAUGUACCGCUUGUUGACCGUCUCCCGGAAGAGGCACCCCCAAUCGUCGUCGCCGUCGUUGGUCCUCCAGGCGUUGGAAAAACAACUCUGAUAAAGAGUUUGAUCAGACGAUAUACCAAACAAACACUGUCUACGCCCAAAGGCCCCCUCACAGUCGUCACAUCGAAGCGCCGACGCCUCACCUUCAUAGAAUGUCCCGCCGACUCCCUCGCCAGCAUGAUCGACAUCGCAAAGGUCGUCGACAUAUGUCUACUGAUGAUUGAUGGCAACUACGGUUUUGAGAUGGAGACAAUGGAGUUUCUCAAUGUGUUGAGCGCCAGCGGUAUGCCCGGAAACGUUUUUGGUAUCUUGACCCAUUUGGAUCUAUUCCGAAAGCAAGAGACACUUAAGCUACAAAAAAAGCGGCUCAAGCACAGGUUUUGGAGCGAGCUGUACCAGGGCGCCAAACUCUUCUACCUUAGUGGUGUCGUCAAUGGGCGAUACCCCGAUCGCGAAAUCAUGAACCUGUCGAGGUUUUUGAGCGUGAUGAAGAAUCCUCGACCGUUGAUUUGGAGAAACUCGCAUCCCUACUGUCUUGCAGAUAGGUUCCUGGAUAUCACGCCCCCGACUGAUAUUGAGCAAAACCCAAAAUGCGAUCGCACCGUGGCGCUGUACGGUUACCUGCGCGGAACAAACUUCCCAGCUGGACGCUCAAGAGUACACAUACCAGGUGUGGGCGAUCUUACCGUGAGCUCGACCGAGGCGCUACCAGACCCUUGUCCCACACCGUUUGCAGAAAAACAGGCUGAAAAGGUUUCGGGCAAGAAGAAGCGCGCAAGACUGGGCGAGAAGCAAAAGAUUUUGUAUGCGCCAAUGUCUGACGUUGGCGGUGUGCUUGUCGACAAGGAUGCCGUUUACAUUGAUGUCAAGACUGCGACAUUCGACCCCGAGGCAGACUACUCUGAAAAGGGACUUGGGGAGCAGAUGAUGAUUGGUCUCCAGGGUGGAAAAAAACUGUUAGGUGAAGAUAAUGGGAACUUUAGGCUCUUCAGGGAUGGCGACGUAGUCGACAACAAGAAUCUCGACAAUGACGACGACGUUGCAGAUACUGGUCGAAAGUCACAACGGACAGCUAGAGCAGCGGAUGCGGACGAUGUUGAUGAUGCAGAUCUUGAGGACAUCGACAGUGACGACGAAGAGUUGCAGCAAGAUCACAGCGACGCAGAUGACGACGAGGAUGACACUGGAUUCCUCGAAACCCGGCCGCCUCGUAAUGAUCUCAAGCUUGGACGCAAGGAGAAAGAAGUCAAUGGCGAUACAAACGAAGACGUGGCAUUUGCGGACAGUGACUCGGAUCUUGGUUCAAUAUCUGGAGACGAGAACGAUCUUGAUGGGCUUGAAGACGGCGACUUUGGUUCAGAAGAGUCAGACGAUGAGGAUGCUGAAGAUGGUGCACGCUGGAAAGCCAAUCUACGGGAGAAUGCCGCCAGAAUACAUGGGCAGAGGCGGCCCUACCGUGUCACUGACCUUGCAAAAAUGAUGUACAACAUGGAUCUCGCGCCACAGCAAGUUAUUCAAAAGUGGAGAGGUGAUGAGAAAGAGGAGGAUAUUGAAGACGAGGAUGAAGACGAGGAGGAUGGCUUCUUCAAUAAGCGAAAAACGGACGAUGCUGCCAACGCCGAAGACCGAUAUAUUCCCAAGUUCAACUAUGAAGAGCUGGAGGAAAGAUGGGAAGACGAGGAAAACGUCGAGGCUUUGAUGAGUCGCUUUGCUACUGGUCACAUGAAUGGUAAGGGAGGCGAUGAUGGAGAGGAGGGUGAUGACUUUGAAGGCUUUGAUGAAGAUGAUGAGGGCGAUGGAGAAUUUGAAGACUUGGAGACUGGCGAGAAGCACGGAGGCGAGACUGAGAAGACUGAAGCCGAAGCCGAAGCCAACUCCAUCGAAGCAGAGCGCGAGAAGAAUGCACGACGGAAAGAAGAACUGAAACUUCGAUUCGAGGAGGAGGACCGAGAGGGCUUCAUGAACGACAAGUCAGACGGUCGAAAAGAAGGUGGCGAAGAAGAAGAGUUUGGCGAGGAUGACUGGUACGAUGCUCAAAAGGCCAUGAUUCAAAAGCAGCUUGACAUCAACCGCGCCGAGUUCGACCAGCUCGAUGAGGACUCACGCGUCCGCGUUGAAGGUCACCGAGCAGGCACAUAUGCGCGUAUCGUGCUCGAAAACGUGCCUUGCGAGUUCUCGCAAUACUUCAAUCCCCGCUUUCCUGUCCUAAUUGGCGGUCUCACACCUACAGAGGAGCGUUUUGGAUAUGUGCAAAUACGCAUCAAGCGACACCGAUGGCACAAGAAGAUUCUCAAGACAAACGAUCCCCUCAUCUUCUCCCUGGGAUGGCGCCGAUUCCAGACCACGCCCAUCUACAGCAUCUCGGAUUCACGAACACGAAACCGUAUGCUCAAGUAUACACCAGAGCAUAUGCACUGCUUCGGUACCUUUUACGGGCCGCUUGUUGCUCCAAACACGGGUUUCGUCUGCAUCCAGAGCUUAUCUAACAAGACACCUGGAUUCCGCAUCGCAGCUACCGGCGUAGUACUCAACGUCGACGAAAGCACCGAAAUCGUCAAGAAGCUCAAGCUCACCGGCCAUCCCUACAAGAUCUUCAAAAACACGGCCUUCAUCAAAGACAUGUUCAAGUCGGCCCUCGAAAUCGCAAAGUUCGAAGGCGCAAGCAUCCGCACCGUCUCCGGUGUACGAGGUCAAAUCAAGCGCGCCCUCAGCAAACCAGAAGGCAACUUCCGUGCCACCUUCGAGGACAAAAUCCUUAUGAGCGACAUCGUCUUCCUCCGCGCCUGGUACCCCAUCAAACCCCACCGCUUCUACAACACCGUCACCAACCUCCUCCACCCCGCCUCCCCCACUGACCACCCUGGCGAAUCCACUUCAUGGACCGGCAUGCGUCUCACGGGCGCGGUCCGCCACGAAGCCGGCCUGUCCACCCCCUCUGAACAAAACAGUGCCUACCGCCCCGUGGAACGCCAAACCCGCGUCUUCAACCCGUUGCGUGUGCCUCGCAAACUCGCCGCAGACCUCCCCUUCAAAUCCCAAGCCGCAGUCACCAAACCCCAGAAGAGUGCCACGUACAUGCAAAAACGCGCCGUGGUGCUGGGUGGCGAGGAAAAGAAGGCCCGCCGCUUGCUCAGUCAGGUGGUGGCGAUUCGCAAUGACAAGGUUGAGCGGAGGAGAAAGAAGCAGGAUGAGCGCAAAGAUGGGUAUAGGAAGAAGGUCGAGGAGAAUGCGGAGAAGAGGGCUGAGCGGGAGAAGAGGGAGAAGAACGAGUAUUGGGCUAGGGAGGGUAAGAAGAGAGCGAGGCAGAGUGAUGGUGGUGGGGGUGGGAAGAGGAGGAAGUAA
This is a messenger RNA of Bipolaris zeicola 26-R-13, 3534 nucleotides long. RefSeq lists its product as uncharacterized. The coding region runs from base 1 to 3534 and encodes 1177 amino acids. NCBI's taxonomy places the organism in Eukaryota, Fungi, Ascomycota, Dothideomycetes, Pleosporales, Pleosporaceae. The record is from RefSeq and is a predicted model, not a curated record. The transcript is spliced from 2 exons. Gene Ontology annotation, molecular function: U3 snoRNA binding; GTPase activity; GTP binding. Gene Ontology annotation, cellular component: nucleus; 90S preribosome. Gene Ontology annotation, biological process: maturation of SSU-rRNA from tricistronic rRNA transcript (SSU-rRNA, 5.8S rRNA, LSU-rRNA); endonucleolytic cleavage of tricistronic rRNA transcript (SSU-rRNA, 5.8S rRNA, LSU-rRNA); ribosome biogenesis.